Messenger RNA from Ostreococcus lucimarinus CCE9901, 2314 nucleotides. It is a transcript of the gene HSP90C, whose product is annotated as Heat Shock Protein 90. The transcript is spliced from 2 exons. Gene Ontology annotation, cellular component: protein-containing complex; plasma membrane; perinuclear region of cytoplasm. The coding region runs from base 76 to 2211 and encodes 711 amino acids. The record is from RefSeq and is a predicted model, not a curated record. Gene Ontology annotation, molecular function: ATP hydrolysis activity; ATP binding; ATP-dependent protein folding chaperone. Gene Ontology annotation, biological process: cellular response to heat; protein stabilization; protein folding. NCBI's taxonomy places the organism in Eukaryota, Viridiplantae, Chlorophyta, Mamiellophyceae, Mamiellales, Bathycoccaceae.
GCGCGCACACGACGACGCGCGACGACGACGAAGACGACGACGAAGACGACGACGAACGUCGAGGCGGCGGCGGCGAUGCGGACGGCGACGCCGCGACGCGCGCGCGCGCUGACGACGACGCGCGCGGCGGCGACGGAAGAGACGUUUGAGUAUCAAGCCGAGGUGCACCGAUUGAUGGAUUUGAUCGUGAACUCGUUGUACAGCAAUAAGGAUGUGUUCUUGCGCGAGCUCGUGUCGAACGCGAGCGACGCGUGCGACAAGCUUCGAUUCUCCGCGCUCUCGGACCCGAACGCCAUGGGAGGGAACGAGGAGUUGAGAAUUAAGAUUAAGGGAGAUCCCGAGGCGAAAACGCUGACGAUCGAGGACACGGGGAUUGGGAUGAACAAAGAAGAUCUCGUGUCGUCGCUCGGGACGAUCGCGCGCUCGGGAACGGCCAAGUUUAUGGAAAUGUUGCAGAGCCGAAGCGACGGGGAAAACUUGAUCGGUAAAUUCGGCGUCGGCUUUUAUUCGGCGUUUUUGGUGGCUGAUAAAAUCACCGUGUACUCCAAGGCGGCGUCGGGUGACGACGACAAGACGUGGGUGUGGGAGUCCGAGAUCAACGCCAGCUCGUACACCGUGAAGGAGAGCGAAGAAGCCAUCGCGCGCGGGACAAAAAUCGUCUUGCACCUCAAGGAAGGAUGCGAGGAAUUCUCCACAGGGGAAAAGCUGUCGUCGCUCGUGAAGACGUACAGCGAGUUCAUCUCUUUCCCCAUCGAUGUCUGGGCGAAGACGACCAAGGAAAAGGAAGUCGAAGACAAGGCUUCUACCGAUGCUUUGAAGGAAGCGUGGGAGAAGAAGAAGAUCGAAGCCGAGGCCAAGGGCGAGGAGUUCACCGAGCCGGAACCCAAACCCGUGAAGAAGAAGGAGUUCGAGCAAGUGGAAGAGUGGACGACGGCCAACAACGAUAAGCCCAUCUGGGUUCGUUCGCCCAAGGAUGUCGAGCAAGAGUCGUAUAACGAGUUCUUCAAAUCCACGUUCAAAGAGUUCCUCGACCCGCUCGCGCACUCGCAUUUCGCCGUGGAGGGCGACAUCGAAUUCCGCUCCAUCUUGUUCAUCCCAGGCAUGGCGCCGUUCGAGCAACAGGACAUGAUGUCCAAAUCGAAGGCUAUUAAACUCUUCGUUCGACGCGUGUUCAUCUCCGACGAGUUUGACGAGUCGUUGUUGCCGCGAUACCUCACCUUCGUUCGAGGCGUCGUCGAUUCUUCCGACUUGCCUCUCAACGUCUCUCGCGAAAUCCUUCAAGAAUCUCGCAUCGUUCGCGUCAUUCGCAAGCGCUUGAUUCGCAAGACUUUUGACAUGCUUCGUGACAUCGCCGCGCGUGAAGGUGACGAUUACGACACGUUCUGGGAAAACUUUGGACGUAAUCUGAAGUUGGGCGUCAUCGAAGACACGGACAACCGCAAGGAUUUGGCUGAACUCUUGCGCUUCACCACGUCGAAGAGCGGCGACGACGGCGAGUUGCGAGGCUUGGACGACUACUUGAACGACAUGCCGGAGGGCCAAAACAGCAUCUAUUUUGUCGCUGCAGACAACAAGGACGCCGCUGAAGCUUCUCCGUUCCUCGAAAAGCUCAAGCAAAAGGGCUUCGAAGUCUUAUACUUGCUCGAUCCGAUUGAUGAAGUCGCCAUGGCCAACUUGGCGACGUUCAAGGAAAAGCCCAUCGUCGACGCUUCCAAGGAAGCGCUUGAUCUCGGUGAUGAGGACGAUGCAGACAAAGCCGCGCGCGAAGCGCUCGCGGAAGAGUACAAAGAUCUCACGGACUGGAUGAAGGCCACGCUCGGCGAACAAGUCGAAAAGGUUGAGGUGUCAAACCGUCUCACAGACACCCCGUGCGUCUUAGUGACUUCCAAAUUCGGCUGGUCCGCGAACAUGGAGCGCAUCAUGAAAGCCCAAGCCAUGGGUGAUAACCGCGCGCAAGAUUACAUGAAGGGCAAGAAGACGAUGGAAAUCAACCCCGCUUCUCCCGUCAUCGCUCAGUUGAAAAAGAUGAAGGAAUCCGGCGUCGCCGAAGCCGCAGACAACUGCCAACUCUUGUUCGACACCGCUUUGCUGACGUCUGGUUUCUCCAUCGAGAAGCCAUCUGUUUUCGCGAGUCGGGUCUUCAAGCUCAUGACCGCGCAAGCCGCCGCUGCAGCGUCUGGAGACGACACAGUCACCCCUGAAAUCGUCUGACAGAGCGCCGUUGUUUUUCCGUUCGUCGAAGACGUUCUAGAUAGCAGCGCGCGGUUUUCGAUUUGACUCGCACAUUCAAACACACGAACGUGAUUUAAUUAAU